Pungitius pungitius (ninespine stickleback) is the source of this 3038-nucleotide messenger RNA. RefSeq names its product SprT-like N-terminal domain (gene sprtn). Gene Ontology annotation, cellular component: nucleus. Bases 401 to 2203 code for a protein of 600 amino acids. Lineage: Eukaryota; Metazoa; Chordata; Actinopteri; Perciformes; Gasterosteidae. The transcript is spliced from 5 exons. Gene Ontology annotation, biological process: DNA repair. The record is from RefSeq and is a predicted model, not a curated record. Gene Ontology annotation, molecular function: single-stranded DNA binding; polyubiquitin modification-dependent protein binding; metalloendopeptidase activity.
CGAAGUAACUAACCGAUGAUUUUACUUUUACUUGUUUAAAAUACAUUUACAAAGCUAAAAAAUAAACAGAUCAGUUUUUCACUUUAGAAGUUUUGUUUUGAAAUCUUUAACGGAUAUUGUGUGGCAGCAUUGUGACAGACUCGAUACAACAACUGUUAGCGUUAGCUUCAGGCUGUCAGCAGUCACACCUUCGUCUAUCAUGAAGCUAUGCGUGUUUUAAUUGAAUGUUUUUAAUGGAAUCAUGAGUCGAACACAAAUACGGGUAGUUUUUAUCUCAGGCUGUUUACUGGCGUCAGUGAAGUCGUCACUUGUUUAUGAGAGCCCUGUAAAAGCUGCAUUAGCUUGUUAGCUUCGUCAAGCUAACCCAUAGCUACGUGGCUCUUUUGCUGUUUCUGCUGUGAUGGAUGAGGAUUUUCUACUCGCCAUCCGGCUUCAGGAGCAGUUUGACAACGAAUACGAAACGGCAUCGUAUUCACCAAACAGCCUUGAUGACAAUAGCUUCGGACACAGCAGUAAGAAACGGAAAGUGGAGGUAGCUAGAGGUGGCAGCGAUGUUGUUCCCUACUGGAAGCCGACUGCCCAGCCCGAGAGGCCGCUGUCCAUCGUGGACGCGUCCUGGGAGACGCUGGACCCCAAUCCUGACGUCAGAGCCAUGUUCCUGGAGUUCAACGAAGUGUUCUUCUGGGGGAAACUCUACGGUGUCGAGGUUAAGUGGAGCCCAAGAAUGACACUGUGUGCUGGUGUGUGCUCCUAUGAGGGCCGCGGUGGUCUCUGUUCAAUCCGACUCAGUGAGCCCCUGCUGAAGCUUAGACCAAGAAAAGACCUGGUGGAGACCCUCCUUCAUGAAAUGAUUCACGCGCUUCUGUUCGUGACCCAGAACAACAGAGACCGAGACGGUCAUGGCCCUGAGUUCUGCAAGCACAUGGACCGGAUCAACGAUGCCAGUGGGACAAAGAUUUCUAUCUACCACAGUUUCCACGAUGAGGUCGAUGUCUACCGCCAACACUGGUGGAAAUGCGACGGGCCCUGCCAAAACCGCAAGCCCUAUUUUGGGUUCGUGAAGAGGGCCAUGAACCGGGCUCCAUCUGCUCAGGACCCCUGGUGGGAGGAUCACAGGAGGAAUUGCGGAGGUACCUACAACAAGGUCAAGGAGCCCGAAGGAUACGGCAAAAAAGGCAAGAAGGAUGAUAAAAAGGAUGGCAAGACCUUGGAGAAAAAGGCCCCAGGGAGAGAAAAGCCUUCAAGUAUAACCACAGGCUCUGCAUCACAGGACAUAAGGAACAUUAUUCCAUUUACUGGCAAAGGCUUCCUUCUUGGAGGACAGUCCCAGUCGUCCGCGUCUUCGUCCCCGUCUCGCACAGCGGCACCACCGUCUUCUCCAAAGAAGCUCCUCACCCCUCCGUCCCCGGCUAGAAGUCCCAAUUCUCCUGCCCGCUUCGCUCCAAAUCACAACGGACUCUCUAGCUCCUUUCCCUCCACCAGACCAGCUACCUCCACAGGAAAGAAGACUCCUGUCAAGAGGUCCGUCGGUAACACAAGAGCUUUUGUCAGCAUCAACGGCUCGCCGGUCAAAAUUCCCAAGCCACAUAGCGGCAGCCGUAGCCAAGAACCGUAUCAAAUUAAACAGAAGUCCAUUGAAGACCUCUUCAGCAGCAAAUGUAUCAAGAAGUCAGCGAGUCAAGCCUCCACCUCAAACCCGGGAGCUGAGAGAGAUUCUUUGACUUCAGCGAACGGUGCGACGAAUGCGUCGGCCUCCUCGCCCGCAACAUGGAAGCCUAGCGAGACUAGAUCCAGCCAUUCGGGAUUUUUCACAAAAACCCAAGGUAGCCCUGCUAAACCCACGCACUCCCGGUAUUUUAGUCAUUCUAACAGCGCCGGCGCAUCAGGUGCUUCUGCCACAGGCCUGCCGUCGAGGAAGCGGCCGUGGGACGACAACAGGAGCCCGACCAGCAUCGUCGACUUCUUCCAGAAGACGUCAGGCGGCGAUUCGACGAAGAACAAGCCGCCCGCGAUGCAGCCAAGGACUGCCACUGCCGCCUCGUCCUCAUCUACCUCCGCCCUCAGCUCCUCUGCUGGGCUGCUUAGUUUUACCGCCUCCUCUUCCUCGUCUUCUUCCCCUGCAGUGACUGUCAGCUGUCCAGUGUGCCAGGCGACAGUGCCGGAGUCAAAGAUCAACCAGCAUCUUGACUCCUGCCUCUCCUGAGAGAAGAGGAGUGGAGAGAGGAGGUGUUGCAGGAAAAAAAACUUUUUAUAGUUAAGUUUUAGUGUUACGUUUUUAUCUCCCGUUGAACUAAUCUCAUUUUUAGUUGGAGUUGGACAGUAUUUACUUUCAGGCUGAAUUCUAUUCUACGCGGUCCUCUCUUUCUCUCUCUCAGGCCUUUUUGACACUUUGCCUUAGUUUUUCUAGCAGACAAUAUCAUCAAAAGGAUUUGAAUCAAUGACAAAUGCAAAACUAACAUUCCAGUAAAUUCGGUCCCAUGACGAUGUAAUUGUUUUAAUACCAAAAACUGUGUGUUUUAACCGUGUUGAAUAUUCACUAAAUGACAUUUUCAUAGUGGUCUUGGUGAGAGUUCAUUUGUUCGGCAUAAUGUGGACACUGUUCUAUUCUGGUUAGAAGCUAUAAGCUGGGCAUGGUUGCAGAACGGUUAUCUUUGCGGUCUGAUGCAUCCCCAACAAAUCUAAAUCUGCUCCCCUUCGGACAGCAGGAGACGCUGACUGACCUCUGCUGAUCUUUAGGAAUCAGAUUUCAGGCUUGCCAGCUAUUUGUUUCUGCACAACAUGGCAUUUUUACUGCAGGGUCGGGGAGGGAGAUCUGAUCUGAUCCGGUCCUCCGGUAGUGCUGACAGCUACGUGUUUUUGUGGACUUUUCUAUUUUAAGGGAACGGACUGAAGUUCAAAAGGCUGCUACAACAUUUUUGAAUUAUAUCUGUAUGUUCCUACUUUUCACUGUUUUUAAGGAAAUUGUUAAAUAUGUUUCAAUUGUGUUACCAAAUAAAAUAUUUAUACUGUUCUGAGAAUGUUGUAUAGAACGUAAUUUG